Messenger RNA from Syngnathoides biaculeatus (alligator pipefish), 1103 nucleotides. RefSeq names its product ubiquinol-cytochrome-c reductase complex assembly factor 2. Gene Ontology annotation, biological process: mitochondrial respiratory chain complex III assembly. The transcript is spliced from 4 exons. The record is from RefSeq and is a predicted model, not a curated record. Gene Ontology annotation, cellular component: mitochondrial matrix. Bases 234 to 623 code for a protein of 129 amino acids. Lineage: Eukaryota; Metazoa; Chordata; Actinopteri; Syngnathiformes; Syngnathidae.
AACCUGCACGCCGAACUGAUCCAAUCCGUCACGCUCGACGAGCCGGGCGAGCUCUUUUUGGCCCCAGUUCCUCUCAUGAUGCUAACAAGCGUUCCCGGUGAAAGACGCUCCGCAACGAGGAUGAACCAACCGGAAGUAGCGGUUCCAUAAUUCACGACGGCGAGCGACGAGGCUCGAGAAGGAACGACAUCGCGUCAUUAUUCAAUCGGCGUGUACACGGCGUACGCGUGACGAUGUCGGCCACUCGAUACCGUCGCUUCCUCAAACUGUGCGAGGAAUGGCCACGGGACGAGACCAAGAAAAACCGAGAUUUAGGGACGUUUCUUCGGCAGCGAGUGGCAGCCGCAUUUCGCGAGGGUGAAAACACACAGAUCCCAGACCCAGAGAAGUGCGAUCAGGCAUACGAAAGUCUGGCAAGAAUUAACGCAAACACGUACAAACAGCGAUUUCCUCGCGUGAGAGACACGAGCUUCACUGGAGUCACAGCAGAAGAGUGUAAAUUACUGUGGUCGGGUAGCGUGCAGCAGUCCGAGGAUGAAAAAAAGAGCUUGUGGAAAACAUUAACGGAGAGGUUUUCCUCCAAACCGUCAGAGGAGGUCCCAGAGAAAACUCCAGAAAAAUAGUAUUUUAUGCACUCCACCCCGCCCCACCCUCAUUUGUAUAGAAAUAAAGAUUAUUGCUGUCGUUGCGGUUUAUUUUGAGUUAUAUUUUAAGUCUGUACAAGUUAACAGUAUGUCGAAGCUUUUCAACCAAAAUGUAUCAGAUUUUAAAAUGUGCUGUUUUACAAAAGAACUAAUUUAGAAAAGAAAAAGUUUCCCCACAUGUUGUGGAGAUUUUGUCAUGUGUCAAUUAAAUUGAGGUUGAACCUCUUGGCCGAAAUUGGUUAAAAAAGGCAUCUUAAAUGGUGUCAGAUGUGCGCUGACUCACAUUUAAGAGUUUGACUUAUUAAUUUUGAACCAUGCUACAUCCCAGUUGUAAUACAGUGCACUGUAGUUCACUCACACUUUAUCUUUAUUGUCCAUUUUGUUUUAUUGGGUUGUAAAGGUUAUGUCACACUGAAGAAACUUUAGAAAUUAUUAAAAUAGAUUUUUUUUUACCACAUA